This is a messenger RNA of Dermacentor albipictus, 2975 nucleotides long. RefSeq lists its product as uncharacterized. Lineage: Eukaryota; Metazoa; Arthropoda; Arachnida; Ixodida; Ixodidae. The record is from RefSeq and is a predicted model, not a curated record.
GCAAGCAGGCACCGUGCGUUCCUCCCCACUCGGAGAAGCGCGUUUCUCUCGACGAAUCUCCCGACGAUCAAGUUGAAAGAACGGAUAACGGCGGCAACAUCUCCCGACACGCCGUAGAGACGGUCGCUACCUCCCCCCUGCCUGACGCACAAGAUGACGCUGCGGCCACCAGAACAGUGUCGUCUGCUGCGGCUCCCCUCCCGAUGGAGAGUACGGACGCAGUCUCUCGGCCUGUCAACAAGGUGCCGGCCGCUUCCCUCGCACUCCCUCGAAGCAAGGGCGCGACUGCAGCCACAGACACGUCGUCUGCUAGCUUUGGGGAUACGCUGCCUGCUACCACGACUGCUGCAGCGCACACUCCCAAUCCGAGGGUUUCGGCACCGUCGGUGCUUCCGGACAAGACCCUCGCGUCAAAGUUCCUGAAGGGCCCACCACACCAGAUACCUGCACAGCAGAACCUGCGGAAGAAGAAGAAGAAGCAGCAGCAGAAGAAGUCGAAGAAACACACUUCUACCGCUUCAGAAGCUUCUACUUCCCGUGUGACCAACUCCUCGCAGUGUGCUCCUGAGACUGCAGCCACUACAAAGGCAGUGGAGCGUGAGGAACUCUCAGCUCGUGAGCCACCUGGGGAUGACUUCCAGCUGGUCCUGUCGAAAGGAAAUCGGCGCCGUGCAAGGGCUUUGGAGAAUGCAGCACUCCCAGUCAAUCCUGCGGUCACCGGCACGGUGCUUUUCCGCUCAUCUGCACCGGGUGGAGCUUUCCGGAGUGCCCCGCGCCUCACACUCACGGCGGCACUCUCUGCGCGACCAGGUGUUGCUGCAGUUUGUGUGAACCACAAACGCAACAUCGUGGCCGCCGAUACGACCACUCGGGCAUGCCUUGAGGAGCUGCUGGCAGUCACCGAGCUCCAUGGCAUUCCAGUGACGGCCUGCCUGCCGGCUGAGCGUGGAAAGAGCACCGGCUACAUACACGGGAUGGACGGGAUGCCUGCUGACAAGGACCUGCUGGAGGCCAUCGAGUCUUCCGUUCCAGUCUUCACGGCAACAAAGGACGGCAGCACGGGGACCAUACGGUUUGCGGGGCCGGUCCCCCCUUGAACAAGAGCCACCCUGAAGGCUCCCCUUGCCAGACAGUCCGCUGUGUGAACUGCGGUGGCGCCCACACCGCGGACACUCCGGCCUGUCCUAAGCAGCAGGAGGAACGACGGGUGGCCACCAUCAUGGCGUCCUCCACCAUUGCACUGUCCAGGCAGCGGUCCGUGCGGAGAGCCAGUUGGAGCAGGCCACCACACCCUCGCCGCGCUCCUAUGCAAACGCAGUCAAGGGCAUCGCUGAUCCUUCAAGGCGUCCGGUACCAGCUCCACGCAGCUCCCAACGUCCGGUGCCGCAGGCCACUGCUGUCCUUUCGACCACACCCCCUACCGCUCCCCUGAGACAACCGUGGAACAGCUGGUGGCGAACCUGCUGCUGACUAUGCAGGCAGUCAGCACCAUGCUUCCUGCUGACCACCCUCUCCACGCCAUCUGCCUACAGGCAGUGGUACUCCAGAACCAGACCACCCAACAUGGCUGAUUCCUCUGCUACAAGGAAGGACCGCCGCCGUCCAAGUGUUCUCCAGUGGAACGUCAACUCACUGCGGCGGCGGCAUGCGGAGCUCUCGCUACAUCUGCUGCAGAGUGAAUAUGAUGUGCUUGCUCUGCAGGAGGUAUACACUGCUGCAGAGAAGCUGCGACUGCCAGGCUACGUGGGCUGCAGUGCUCGCACUUCCUGCUCACAGGAGUCAUGCCAGGCCGCCCCCUGCCUCGAUGACACACAUCAGCAAGGAGCUCCCCGCUGCGCAGUGUACGUGAGGCGAGAGCUACCCCAGGUGGAGAUACAAGUGGCUGACCUGACUGGCGGACCGUUUGAGUGCUGUGCAGUGCGCGUACGCAUCGGGGGCGUAAACACUACUGUCGCCCGUGUGUAUGUCCGACCCGGCCAGCCUUGGGACCCCUCCUGCCUGCUGCGUUUGGCUAGCCACCUGGGCAAAGACUUCGUCCUCUAUGGCGAUUUCAAUGCCCACCACACAGCCUGGGGUGGCCGGCACUGCUGUCCUCAUGGCAAGGCACUAUGAGAUGCUGCUGACCAACACGGCCUGCAGAUUCUAAACACUGGCGCCCCCACUUUCAUCCGGCGUGGAGCUCGUCCAACACAGACGGCAAUCGACCUGAGCCAGACCACAGAGGACUACCGGUACAGCUGGGAGAUGCUUCCUGACACCUGACGUUCCGACCAUCUUCCUCUGCUCCUGUCUCCUUUUCGAGGCAAGUCCUCCAGGAGCAGAGAGUACCUCACAGUCAACUGGAAAGCCUUCCGUGAGCUCUGCCAGCAGGCGGACUACGACGGGGAUUUGUGGCAAAUGAUCGUGGAGUGCGCCAAUGCCGCUACCAUACGCUCUGCUGUCCCGGAGGGCAAACCAGUUCCGGAUAUACGCCAUUUAGAACUGCGAGCUGCUCGGGGCCGUGUGGAGCGCAGGGCCCGGUGCACCAUGCUUCCGCAACAAUGGACGGCCUACCACCUCGUGGAUGCUGUCUGUCGCCGCCACGCCCAACGACGCAGACGGCAAAGCUGGGAGAGCCUCUGCUCCACCAUCAGUCACAAUCCAGAUGGGGCUCGAGCUUGGCGCCUGCUGAAGUCACUGAUGGAUGUUCCAAGCGCUCAACGUCAGUCCUUAACCGUGGCUGUCCUCAUGGGCAUCAGCGAGCGGGCCCUGGUCGAGCUAGCCUAGCUGACCGGUUUGCUGAGAAGUCUCAAGUCCCGCAGAUCCUGCCCUCGACGGUCGCCACAAGACGCUGCCUCCCUCCCUGCCACCAUCCAGAGUGGGUGCCGUGCUGCCUUGGCACUCAGUGGAAAAUUCUGAUCUGCUUACACCAAACACAGCGGGCUGUGGUAAUCAAGAACAGCCGCGAAGCAGGAUACAGUUUCGUGACAUAUGUA